Molecule: messenger RNA, 3018 nt
Organism: Liolophura sinensis
Lineage: Eukaryota; Metazoa; Mollusca; Polyplacophora; Chitonida; Chitonidae
Product: AH receptor-interacting protein-like
Exons: 6
Coding region: 11-1006 (331 amino acids)
Molecular function (GO): protein binding; peptidyl-prolyl cis-trans isomerase activity
Source: RefSeq, a predicted model, not a curated record
AACAAAAAACAUGGCUGAAAUUUUAGCAACUCUGCAGAAACAAGGCAUAUACAAACGCAUUUUGCAUGGCGGAGAAGACGCAAUUCCUGUAUUUUCACAUGGAUCUAAGGCCACUUUCCAUUAUCGCACCACCCUUUGUAAUGAAGACAAGACAGUGCUGGAUGACAGUCGACGCCAUGAUAAACCCAUGGAACUCAUCUUUGGAAAACAGUUCAAAUUAUCUGUCUGGGAAACCUGCCUGAAAUCCAUGAAAGUUAAGGAAGUAGCGGAAUUUACAGUGGAAUCAAAGCAUGUGGACUCGUACCCUGUGGUGGCUAAAAGUUUACGAGACAUUUACAAGAAGCAUGAUCACAAUCAUUCACAUGAUGAGGAGAAGUCUCACCACUGCUGUGGGAUGAUGUCCAUGGCAGAGAAGGGCAUGGGAUACGAGGACUUGGACAAUCUGGUGGCUAACCCACAGCCUCUGACAUUCACACUCGAAUUGUUGAAGCUUGAAGCUGACUAUGACAAGGAGGCAUGGGAAAUGAGCGAUGAAGAGAAAAUAGCAGCCGUCCCUCAGCUGCGUGAGGAAGGAAACACAUUGUACAAAAACAAACAGUAUGAUGAAGCUGUGGAAAAAUAUACCAAAGCUAUUGGAAUAUUAGAACAGUUGCUAUUAAGGGAGAAGCCUGGGGAUGAAGCCUGGGUGAAGCUGAAUGAGCUCAAGGUGCCAUUGUUGUUGAACUUUGCUCAAUGUAAGCUGGUGCAAAAGGACUACUACCCUGUGAUUGAGCACACAUCCACAGUGCUAGACCAGCAGCCAGAUAAUGUGAAAGCUUUGUUUCGGAGAGGAAAAGCCCACGUGGGAGCCUGGAACCCUGAUGAGGCCCGUCAAGAUCUGCAGAGAGUGGCGGAGCUCGACCCCACUCUGGCUGGUUCCGUUAAGAAAGAGCUGGCUCACCUAGACCAGCUACAGAAGCAGAGAGAUGCUGAGGACAGUGCCAAACUGAAAGGGAAACUGUUUUAAUCGGUUGACUGCAUAAUGACAUCAUUUCAUGUGUUAUCCGUAUGGGUUGUGCAUUGUGGGAUUGAAGUGGGCAGGAGUGCAAAAUGGAAGACAGAAGUGUUUUUAUACAAAACUGAGAGAAAGGUGGUAGCCUUGGUGCCUAUGAAAUUCCUUUUCUGACUUUUUUUUUCAGCUUUCUGAAUGUGACUUUUGGACAAAAGAUGUCCAUGCUGCAUGAGAAGAUCAUGGGAUUCUGCUAUGUCUCUGCAUGCCUUUCUUCCUCACCUUCUGAGAAAGUUUUAUAGAAUGCUUGGAUUUUUUUAAAGUAGUGUUUCCAAAAAGUGAUACACACAUUUACCUUAUAGCAUUGUUGUUGAAAGUCAGCGAAUCUAUUAGGGAGGAUGUUUGGUACUAUUUGCAGGACAGUAUGGAGAGAUGAAGCUGGCUUCUGUCACUCAUCCAGAAGUGGCCAUUGGCUGUUAUAGGUCACAUGUUCUCUUACCCCACUUUGUAUCCCAUGAUGCACUGCUAUGUAUUAUUAUGAGUGUACAUAUUUUAUUUGUGUGAUCACCAUUCAGCCGUUUUGAUGGGAUUCUAGUCUUUCAGCAAUAUUAAUCAUUGAUUUGAGACAGCUAACAGAACUUAUACUUUAUGUUGUUGAUAUUGUCAUAGUAGGUCAGUUUUCACUGUCAACAGAUGAACAAGUUUCUCAUGUGUAGACUGUCGACAAAUGAAUAAGUUCCUUAUGUGUAGACUGUCAAAAGAUGAACAAGUUCCUUAAGUGUUUUUGUUAGCUAAGUUGAUGAUACAAGUUCAUUUCUUUAUUUAUUCAAGUGGUAUUUUAUGCCGUAGUUAAGAAUAUUUUACUAAUAUGAUGGCGGCCAGCAUUAUGGUGGGAGGAAACCAGGUAGGGCCUGGGGGACAUCCCCAGGGCUCAUUUCGCUCAAAUACAGAGUCAUGUCAUUAUAUGCCACAUUGCAGAACAAUCAAACAGAUUAGUGCUCAGGGAUCAAGAAAUGAAGUAAUAUUGAGGGGAUUAUUGUGCUGCUUGUAGUGUGAAAUACAGCUUGGUGGUACCAGCAGCAAUAAAUGACAAUACCAGCAGCAAUAAAUGACAAUACCAGCAACUAUAAAUGACAAUCUACUCUGUCUGACCUCUGAAAUACUGCUGGGUGGUACCAGCGACAAUAAAUGACAAUCUACUCAGUUUGACCUCAGAAUUCAUCCAUGACUGUUACUCACUUUGCCUGAUUCUGAGAAGUCUUUUGAUCUUAGAAAGGUGUCUUAUACUAUAUUUGGAAGGUAGGAUGUCAGUUUUAGCACCAAAAGUAAAAUGUUCUCACCAGUAUUUGACUCUAAAAAUGCACUUUCUUGGACAGAUGCUUGAAUGAGUGAGUGCUUAGGGUUUAAUGUCAUACUCAACAAAUUUUACUCGUCACAUGACGACAGAUUUUUGAAGCAAAUACCCAAAAUUUCUGUAAAGACUGACUUGCGAUUCUGGAGUCACAAUUUUUAAUCUGGACACAGAUUGGCUGAUGUAAGAAAACCAUGAAAGAAAAUUCAUACAGAAACUGGGCAGCCAUAAACAUCAAUGUCAAUGAAAAUAUCACCACAGCCAAUCACAAAACCUUAUUCUUGUACAUGUAUUUUAAGUAUACCACCAAUUUGCUCUUGAAGCAGAAGAGCAAAGAUUUCAUUGCUUUCAGCAUAAGUCAGUGAGCAGUUUGUAAAAAACAUGAAUUUUCUCAGUUUUCACACAUUUUCAUGUGUACUUAUGUUGUACUUAUUCAUUGUAGUUUGUAUGCAGAAUUUGUUUGUAUAUAUGUUUGUUUUAUAUAUAUGCAUGUGUUUUAAAACUGCUUAUGGAGAAAUAUUUCUUUGCUUUAAAAGCAACAUCUGGCAACAUAAAGUUUAGAAAUAAAAUUAUGUCAAGCUUAUGACAGCAUUAUUAAGUGAAGUGAUAAGUAAAGGAAAGUUAUAAUAUAAAAAAGUGACUUGCAAAGUUUUGUGAAAGUAGCCACAGAACAGCAACU